CAUGACCACGUUUCAGAAGAUAACUGUGGUUUCGUGUGUGUGUGUUUGUGUCGCUCUGCUGCUACCGAAACUGCUUUUAUCCGGAGCAGGAGGAGGAGGACGGAGGGAUCCAGUCAGUGCUGAGGCGCUUUUAACAAUUCCCUAAUGAACAAGCCGGAGGUGACGGCAGUGAGGAAAAACUCCCUGAGAUGAUAAGAGGAAGAAACCUGGAGAGGAACCAGACUCAGAAGUGAACCUCAUCCUCAUUUGGGUGACACUCUACAGUAAAUAGUGUAAAUACCUGAUUGCUGAUAAACACCAGAACAUACAGCUGACUGACACAACAUUGGUUCAGAAGAAGACAUGACGUCUCUGGGUGGCUUCAUACACAACAAUCCCAUGAGACACUGACUGACCAUGAAGAUCAAUCUCUUGGUCAGCCAGUGACUUAUGGGGUAGAACAUCAGGAUUGACGAAGUAGCUCCGUAAGAAGAGACGAUCACGCUAGGAACUCGGAACACUGGGAGCACACACACACCACACACACUCACUCACUCACUCACACACACACACACACACACACACACACACACACACACACACACACACACACUAACUCACACACUCACUCACCCACACACACACUCACUGACACACACAUACACACACACAGAAGCACAGUGACUGUACGGUCAGAUAAAAUAUUCAAUGUGUGUAUGCAGGAGCUCGUUUCCCUCCUAUGCUCCAGAGGAAGUCAGUACCGGCGCCCCCUCGAGGUGCAGGAGGGAACAGCGCUCAUCAAUCUGAGGCCAUCUCCAGGGCUAAAGGCAGCACAGCAGGGGCAGGAAAAUCCAACCUGGCAGGACAGAUCAUUCCUGUUUACGGAUUUGGAAUCCUGCUCUACAUUCUCUACAUUAUCUUCAAGAUCACAUCUAGAAGGAAAAUGAAUAAAUCUCACGAGAGCCGAUUUCCUGCAGCGAGAUCAGAGAACAUGAAGAGAAAAAUCACGGAUUUCGAGUUGACGCAGCUGCAGGAACGUUUGAAGGAGACGGAGGAGGUGAUGGAGAGAAUCGUAUCAAGAGCUCGAGACACACGGAGAGCAGAGUGUGUGAGUGUGGAUCAGGAGGAGAAGCUGCUGCUCCAGCUCAGAGAGAUCACUCGGGUGAUGCAGGAGGGACGUUUAUUAGACAGUUUUCCUUCUGAGGCGGAGUGUGAUCAGUCUAUAGAUGAUCCUGAGGAGAUGCUGAAACACUGGAGUUCUCAUUGCUGCCCCGUCCACCAUCAGACGGACGAGGAGACGGGGCGAGCAGACAGACGGACAGACGGCUGCGAAAGAAACGAAUGUGGUGAUGUAGGAGGUGAGGAAGAGGAAGAGAUUUGUACAGAGAUGAUGGAGCAGUCUGAGAUCCAGAGCUGGAACACAUUACUGUCAGGAGGCCACAUGAUCAGAUGCAGGAGCAGGAGAGGAACCACCCAAGGAACUGAAUCCUCUCACUGAUGAUGAAAUAAUUUCUGCACUUAAUUUUUUUUAUGCAUGCUGUUUCACUUUCACCACGUGUCAUUUCUGUUCACGUGUUCUUGCAUGCUGAUGAUUCCUCUUUAUCUUGUAAAAAUUGAACAAAUAAAGAGUAAAAGGGA
Messenger RNA from Tachysurus vachellii, 1617 nucleotides. It is a transcript of the gene ric3b, whose product is annotated as RIC3 acetylcholine receptor chaperone b. Bases 719 to 1477 code for a protein of 252 amino acids. The transcript has 7 exons. The record is from RefSeq and is a predicted model, not a curated record. Gene Ontology annotation, cellular component: neuronal cell body; neuron projection; intracellular membrane-bounded organelle. Gene Ontology annotation, biological process: synaptic transmission, cholinergic; protein localization to cell surface. Lineage: Eukaryota; Metazoa; Chordata; Actinopteri; Siluriformes; Bagridae.